Manacus vitellinus (golden-collared manakin) is the source of this 5311-nucleotide messenger RNA. Its product is annotated as myosin-6-like. Gene Ontology annotation, molecular function: actin filament binding; ATP binding; cytoskeletal motor activity. Gene Ontology annotation, cellular component: myosin complex. Bases 1 to 5277 code for a protein of 1758 amino acids. The record is from RefSeq and is a predicted model, not a curated record. The transcript has 36 exons. NCBI's taxonomy places the organism in Eukaryota, Metazoa, Chordata, Aves, Passeriformes, Pipridae.
AUGGGAGAUGCAGUGCUGGCGGCAUUGGGGGCGGCAGCUCCCUUCCUGCGGCCAGGGGAGCGGGAGCGGCUGGCAUCGCAGACCAGGCCCUUCGACCCUCGCAGCGAGUGCUUCGUCCCCCACCCCCGUGAGGAGUUUGUGCGGGGGCGGGUGAUGGGGCGCCAAGGCGGGGAGGUCACCGUCCAGACCGAGCUGGGAGAGACGAUGACGGUCAAGGAGGCCGACGUCCACCAGCAGAAUCCUCCCAAGUUCGACAAGAUCGAGGACAUGGCCAUGCUGACCUUCCUCCAUGAGCCUGCUGUCCUCUACAACCUCAAGGAGCGCUACGCCUCUUGGUUGAUCUAUACCUACUCAGGACUCUUCUGCGUGACGGUCAACCCCUACAAGUGGUUGCCUGUUUACAACGCUGAGGUGGUGGCUGCCUAUCGGGGAAAGAAGAGGAGUGAAGCUCCACCCCACAUCUUCUCCAUCUCUGACAAUGCCUACCAAAACAUGCUGACAGAUCGAGAGAACCAGUCCAUCCUCAUCACUGGAGAAUCUGGGGCGGGGAAAACAGUCAACACCAAGAGGGUCAUCCAGUACUUUGCCAGCAUUGCUGCCAUCGGUGACCGCAAGAAGGAGGCAACCAACAGCAGCAAGGGCACCCUGGAGGACCAGAUCAUCCAGGCCAACCCUGCCUUGGAGGCCUUUGGCAAUGCCAAGACCCUCCGCAAUGACAACUCAUCUCGAUUCGGGAAGUUCAUCCGAAUCCAUUUUGGGGCCACCGGGAAGUUGGCAUCAGCUGACAUUGAGACCUAUCUCCUGGAAAAGUCCCGUGUAAUUUUCCAGCUGAAGGCUGAGAGGAACUACCACAUCUUCUACCAGAUCCUCUCCAACAAGAAGCCAGAGUUGCUGGAGAUGCUUCUCAUCACCAACAACCCCUAUGACUACAGUUACGUCUCCCAAGGAGAGGUGACUGUGGCCUCUAUCGAUGACUCUGAAGAGCUGUUGGCAACCGAUAGCGCUUUUGAUGUCUUGGGCUUCACUGCCGAGGAGAAGGCUGGUGUCUACAAACUGACAGGUGCCAUUAUGCACUUUGGCAACAUGAAGUUCAAGCAGAAGCAAAGGGAAGAGCAGGCAGAACCAGACGGCACUGAAGAUGCUGACAAGUCAGCCUACCUGAUGGGGCUGAACUCGGCUGAUCUUCUCAAGGGGUUGUGUCACCCCCGUGUGAAGGUGGGCAAUGAGUACGUCACCAAGGGGCAGAAUGUCCAGCAGGUGUACUACUCCAUCGGGGCUUUGGCCAAGGCUGUGUAUGAGAAGAUGUUCAACUGGAUGGUGGUGAGGAUCAACAACUCUCUGGACACCAAGCAGCCACGGCAGUACUUCAUCGGUGUGCUGGACAUUGCUGGCUUCGAGAUUUUUGAUUUCAACAGCUUUGAGCAGCUCUGCAUUAACUUCACCAAUGAGAAGUUGCAGCAGUUCUUCAACCACCACAUGUUCGUGCUGGAGCAGGAGGAGUACAAGAAGGAGGGGAUUGAGUGGGAGUUCAUUGACUUCGGCAUGGACCUCCAGGCCUGCAUUGACCUCAUUGAGAAGCCCAUGGGGAUCAUGUCCAUCCUGGAGGAGGAAUGCAUGUUCCCCAAGGCUUCGGAUAUGACCUUCAAGGCCAAGCUCUUUGAUAAUCACUUGGGCAAGUCGGCCAACUUCGGGAAGCCACGCAAUGUCAAAGGGAAGCCAGAGGCCCACUUCUCCCUCAUCCACUACGCUGGCACGGUAGACUACAAUAUCAUUGGAUGGUUGGAGAAAAACAAGGACCCUCUCAAUGAGACAGUGGUGGGGCUCUACCAGAAAUCAGCCCUGAAGCUCUUGGCCAACCUCUUCUCCAACUAUGCUGGGGCAGAUGCUGGUGGUGAUGGAGGGAAGGGGAAAGGAGCCAAGAAGAAAGGUUCCUCCUUUCAGACUGUCUCAGCCCUGCACCGGGAGAACCUUAACAAGCUGAUGGCCAACCUUAAGACCACCCACCCUCAUUUUGUUCGCUGCAUCAUCCCCAAUGAGCGGAAGGAACCAGGUGUGAUGGACAAUCCCCUGGUAAUGCACCAGCUCCGCUGUAACGGGGUGCUGGAAGGCAUCCGCAUCUGCCGCAAGGGCUUCCCAAACCGCAUCCUCUAUGGGGACUUCCGCCAGAGGUAUCGCAUCCUGAACCCCGCUGCCAUCCCUGAGGGGCAGUUCAUUGACAGCCGCAAGGGCGCUGAGAAGCUCCUGGGAUCCAUUGACAUUGACCACAACCAGUAUAAGUUUGGGCACACCAAGGUCUUCUUCAAGGCUGGGCUGCUGGGCCUCCUGGAGGAGAUGAGGGAUGAGCGUCUCUCCCGCAUCAUCACCCGCAUCCAGGCUCAGGCCCGAGGUCAGCUCAUGCGCAUUGAGUUCAAGAAGAUCCUGGAGCGCCGGGACUCACUGCUGGUGAUCCAGUGGAACAUCAGGGCCUUCAUGGGGGUGAAGAACUGGCCUUGGAUGAAGCUCUACUUCAAGAUCAAGCCCUUGUUGAAGAGUGCUGAAACAGAGAAGGAGAUGCAGAACAUGAAGGAGGAGUUUGGGCGGCUGAAGGAGGCUCUGGAGAAGUCAGAGACCCGGCGGAAGGAGUUGGAGGAGAAGAUGGUCUCCAUGUUGCAGGAGAAGAAUGACCUUCAGCUCCAAGUGCAGGCUGAGCAGGACAAUCUCAAUGAUGCUGAGGAGCGUUGUGACCAGCUGAUCAAGAACAAGAUCCAGCUGGAGGCCAAGGUGAAGGAGCUGACAGAGCGACUGGAGGAUGAGGAAGAGAUGAAUGCAGAACUGACAGCUAAAAAGAGGAAGCUGGAGGAUGAGUGCUCAGAGCUGAAAAAGGACAUUGAUGAUCUAGAGCUGACUCUGGCCAAGGUGGAGAAGGAGAAACAUGCCACAGAAAACAAGGUCAAGAACCUCACAGAGGAGAUGGCUGGGCUGGAUGAGACCAUUGCCAAGUUAACAAAAGAGAAGAAGGCACUGCAAGAAUCUCACCAGCAAACACUUGAUGACCUGCAGGCGGAGGAAGACAAGGUCAACACCUUGACGAAGGCCAAACUCAAGAUGGAACAGCAAGUGGAUGAUCUUGAAGGCUCCCUGGAACAGGAGAAAAAGAUCCGGAUGGACCUGGAACGCGCCAAAAGGAAGCUGGAAGGUGACUUGAAGCUGACCCAGGAGAACAUCAUGGACCUGGAGAAUGACAAGCAGCAGCUGGAGGAGAAGCUCAAGAAGAAAGAGUUUGAGAUCAACCAGCAGAACAGCAAGGUUGAGGAUGAGCAGGCACUGGCCCUGCAGCUCCAGAAGAAGCUGAAAGAGCUGCAGGCACGGAUUGAGGAGCUGGAGGAGGAGCUGGAGGCAGAGCGAACGGGCAGGGCCAAGGUGGAGAAGCUGCGCUCAGACCUGUCACGGGAGUUGGAGGAGAUCAGUGAGCGUCUGGAGGAGGCAGGUGGGGCCACGUCAGUGCAGAUUGAGCUCAACAAGAAGCGGGAGGCAGAAUUCCAGAAGAUGCGGAGGGACCUGGAGGAGGCCACACUGCAGCAUGAGGCCACGGCUGCUGCGCUGCGCAAGAAGCACGCCGACAGCGUGGCCGAGCUCAGCGAGCAGAUCGACAACCUACAGCGUGUCAAGCAGAAGCUGGAGAAGGAGAAGAGUGAGCUCAAGCUGGAGCUGGAUGACCUCAGCUCCAACAUGGAGCAGCUGAUCAAGGCCAAGGUGGGUAUGGAGAAGGUCUCUCGCACCAUGGAGGACCAGGCAGCUGAACACCGGGCCAAGCUGGAGGAGACCCAACGAGUCCUAAAUGACACCAGCACCCAACGGGCUAAGCUCCAGACUGAGAAUGGAGAGCUGUCCCGCCAACUGGAGGAGAAGGAGGCCCUUGUCUCCCAACUAACCAGGGGCAAGCAGUCAUACACCCAGCAGAUGGAGGACCUGAAGAGGCAACUGGAGGAGGAGAUGAAGGCCAAGAAUGCACUGGCCCACGCCCUCCAGUCGGCCCGGCAUGACUGUGACCUGCUGCGGGAGCAAUAUGAGGAGGAGACAGAAGCCAAGGCUGAGCUCCAGCGCUCGCUCUCCAAGGCCAACUCUGAGGUGGCACAAUGGAGGACCAAGUAUGAGACAGAUGCCAUCCAGCGCACUGAGGAACUCGAGGAAGCCAAGAAGAAGCUGCGCAAGCUGGCCGAGAAGGACGAGGAGAUGGAGCAGGCCAAGCGCAACCAUCUGCGGGUGGUGGACUCGCUGCAGACCUCACUGGAUGCUGAGACCCGGAGUCGCAAUGAGGCCCUGCGGCUGAAGAAGAAGAUGGAGGGUGACCUCAAUGAGAUGGAGAUCCAGCUCAGCCAUGCCAACCGCGUAGCUGCUGAGGCCCAGAAGCAAGUCAAGACAUUGCAGGGCUACCUCAAGGACACUCAACUGCAGCUAGAUGACGUGGUCAGGGCCAAUGAGGACCUGAAGGAGAACAUUGCCAUCGUGGAGAGGAGGAACAACCUCCUUCAGUCAGAACUGGAGGAGCUGCGGGCGGUGGUGGAGCAGACUGAGAGAGCCCGCAAAUUGGCCGAGCAGGAGCUGAUUGAGGCCAGCGAGAGGGUCCAGCUUCUCCACUCACAGAACACCAGCCUCAUCAACCAAAAGAAGAAGAUGGAGGCUGACAUCUCCCAGCUGCAGACGGAGGUGGAAGAGGCCAUCCAGGAGUGCAGAAAUGCUGAGGAGAAGGCCAAGAAGGCCAUCACUGACGCAGCCAUGAUGGCAGAGGAGCUGAAGAAGGAGCAGGACACCAGCGCCCACCUGGAGCGGAUGAAGAAGAACAUGGAGCAGACCAUCAAGGACCUGCAGAUGAGGUUGGAUGAGGCCGAGCAGCUGGCCCUCAAGGGGGGCAAGAAGCAGCUGCAGAAGCUGGAGGCCCGUGUGAGGGAGUUGGAGAAUGAGCUGGAGGGUGAGCAGAAGCGUAACGCUGAGAGCAUUAAGGGUCUCCGCAAGUCUGAGCGUCGUGUCAAGGAGCUCAGCUACCAGACAGAGGAGGACCGCAAGAAUAUGGUCCGGCUCCAGGACCUGGUGGACAAGCUCCAGCUGAAGGUCAAGGCCUACAAGCGACAGGCAGAGGAGGCGGAGGAACAGGCCAACACCAACCUGGCCAAGUUCCGCAAGGCACAGCAUGAGCUGGACGAGGCAGAGGAGCGUGCUGACAUCGCUGAGUCCCAGGUCAACAAGUUGCGGGCCAAGAGCCGUGACAUUGGAGCCAAGAAAGGACUCAAUGAGGAGUGAAGCUCUGGACUCCCAACCAUCCCAUCUGAACUCC